Molecule: messenger RNA, 804 nt
Organism: Macrosiphum euphorbiae (potato aphid)
Lineage: Eukaryota; Metazoa; Arthropoda; Insecta; Hemiptera; Aphididae
Source: the annotation of a GenBank genome assembly
AUGGAAAACUGUAAAAAUGGGGAUGGAAGGAAUGAGUGUUUGGUGCCUAAACUGAUCGUUUUCCAAUAUUUUCUCAAUAUUUUAAUGAAAAAAAUAUCAGAAAAUUGUGCUAAUAAUUUAAAAUCGGGUUUCGAAAAAUGUGGAAUAUACCCUCUAAAUCGUGACAAGGUAUUAAAUAUGUUGCCAGUAGAAUAUGAUGACCUAGAUGUUUCUGAUCAUGUCAACAGUAGUUUAAAAGAAUUUUUAAAAUCUAUGAGAAGUACUGAAACAACAAAUGUGCGUCAAAAGAGAAAAAAAUUGAAUGUUCAACCAGGACAAAGUGUUGAGGUUGUGGAGAGUUCUAAUUCUGAACUUGGAGAUCAAUCUGAUUCUUCCAGUACAGUUGACCAACCAGAAGAUGUUGUUGAUUCUAUUAUAUCCCCAGCAGUAAUUUCAGAUGAUAGCUCAGAUGAAGAAGAUGAUGGUGAUGUAAAUAUUGAGACUUUACCACAUGUUAUAAAAUACAAUCAACGUUUUGACAAUGUCCAUCAUAUUUCUCAAAUGACUGAUGUAAAAGAUGGAAUGUGGUUACUAGUUAGUUUCGAGAUCAUAUCAAAAAAAGCAACAACUAGUAAGAAAAUCUAUAAGUAUUAUGUUUGUAAAGUUUUAAAAUGUGAUCAUGGUGAGUUUAUUGGUACAUUUUUAAGAAACAUCAACACAAGAGACCAUUUUGGAUUUAUAUAUGGGUUCCCAAAUGUUACAGACGAAUUUACAUUAAGUUUCUUCCAAAUAGUUGGUAAGCUGAAUGACCCUGAACCAUAUUAA